UGUUCCAUCCUCGAAUGCUUUUUAUCAGUUUAACAUUAGCACAAAUCUCUUAAGUGUGAAACAGAGUUGUCACUUUGUGAUUUGCCAUUUCAAAUGGCUUUGAAUAGUCACGCCAGUCUUUAGCACAUCAGGCUUGCGUGGCAUGAGCUGAUCUGAUCUGCUUUCUGUUGUUUAUCUUUUUCUGUUUGUCCUGCUGUUGCUUAUUUCCCCCUUCAGAAAAUUAUGAAUCAGUUUUAGCACAGCGGAUAAUCGCUUGAUUUAGAGGCUCAACAUCGUCUGGUGGAACAAAUGCAAGAAAUACAGAGAGUGAAAGAACCUGGAGAUGUCUCAGAAGAAGAUAUUCCUAGUAUUGAUUGCAAUCAGUACGGUCAGCUUGCUUCUGCACCAUGGGGGUCACUUGAACUUGACGCUGGAGGCAUUCUGGUUGGGCUGUCCAUCCUCCAUGUCCUCCUCAACCCAGGGCAGCGGUGGACCUUCUGCUAAACACACCAGUGUAGCCUUUCUUAAGACGCACAAAACGGCCAGCUCCACUGUGCAGAACAUCCUUUUCCGCUUUGCUGAACGCAACAACCUCACUGUGGCGUUGCCUAUUACCACCUGUGACCACCAGUUCUGCUACCCUCGACCGUUCAGUGCCCACUUCAUUCACCCACACACCACACCACCUGACAUCAUCACCAAUCACUUACGAUUCAGCCGGGCUGAACUACAACGCCUCAUGCCCAACAACACAAUCUACAUCACGAUAUUGCGGGAACCGGGAGCGAUGUUUGAGUCUCUGUUUACCUACUUCAAUCAGUACUGUCUUAGCUUUAAACGUGUCCCAAAUGGCUCUUUAGAGACUUUCCUGGACCACCCUUGGAGCUACUAUCAUCCAGAAGAGAAGGAUUCAAUGUAUGCGAGAAAUACACUGACCUUUGACCUAGGCGGUGAUAAAGACCGGCCAUCUUCGGAGGCUCCGGCAUAUGCCAAACGAUUCGCUGCAGAAAUGGAGCGAGUUUUCUCGUUAGUUAUGAUCUCAGAAUACUUUGACGAAUCCUUGGUGCUGCUCCGCCGCUUACUGUCUUGGGAUCUCGACGAUGUUCUGUAUGUCAGUCUCAACAUGCGCACACCUGACUCCAAGAGCAGCCUUUCCACUGAAAAUACGGCCAAAAUCAGAGCCUGGAAUGCUAUAGAUUCGGUACUGUAUGAUCACUUCAAUGCCUCAUUGUGGCGACAGCUGAGAGCGAUGGGACUAGCGUGCGUUGAGCGGGAAGUCCAGCUGUUGCGUCAGUCUCGUGACCGACUUGUCCGCAGCUGCUUUGGAGGGAAUUUGCCACCGCUGCGCUCUGCUGCACAGAUCACAAAUAAGGAAUUGCGGCCUUGGCAGCCCAGUGCCAAAGUGGAAAUUGUUGGGUAUGAUUUACCAGUUAACAUGACACAAAAAGGCCAUGUUCCUCCACGAGACGAGUGUUUAAAGAUGGUAAUGCCAGAAGUGCAAUACACACGGCUGUUGCUGCGCUCAGAGUCCCUACGUUAUCGAAAGCGGUUUCCAUUACGGAGCUCCCAGCAGACUUUACGAACCGUGGGACAAGUACGGGCACACAAAGAAUCCCCAGCUCCGAGUUUGAAUCCGCGACCCUCAGAGACUAUGGCUCGGAGCACCAAAGGAGCGCUACGGCUUUCCCAAUAAACUUCUUUUCUUUUAUUCCCCGUUCCUUGCAGCUAAAUGUCCAUGAGACGUUGGAAUUACUUGAAAGCUUGAGGUCAUACCUCAUUUGUAUCGGAUGUGAGCACAACCAAACGUACACUCACAACUCUUGUUCUAAAAGUUAGAAAAAAUCUUUGUGUGUUUCUCAAAUUAAAAUGUAAAAAGGGUGAAGGAAAAUAUAUUUUGAAGUCUAAAUGCCUGACAUCUGGAAUGUUUCUCAAUAUCCCAAGGACUCUCUCUCCACAUAUAUACCAUCACUUACUGUUUGCAUUUAAGCCAUUAUUACCCUGCUGGAAAAUCCCAAAUCAGUUUUAAUUUGAUACCUGGUUUUACAUGGUUUCUAUCUAGUUGAAGCUAAUCCCUUACGGUCAUUGCUGGUCCAAGAUUGUCUAGAGGGUAAAUGAGCUGUAUUACCAGCUGGCAGGUCAUCUUGGUCAAGCUUGGUUAGACUACAAGCUACAAACCAGCUUGGCGUGAUCUUGUUUUUCCAGCAGGGUCUUAGAAUAUCUCUUUGCUGGUGUUUGAAGUUAAGACUAGAGGUCGAACGAAUUGGGUUUUUCACUGGCCGAUGCCGAUAUUUAGAAAUCAGGGCCGAUUUUUCUGGCCGAUAUGUUUGGCCGAUUUUCUUUUUUUUUUUCAUCUCAUAAAAGUGAGUUUGAGCAAAUUAUUAUUGCAGGGUACAAGAUAGUAAUAGCAGAAGUAGCCCAAUUUAGAGUAAUAAUACAUGGCUCAAAACUUAAGCACCUUCUCAAAACCAUUCUGAAGCACACUUUUUGUUUAUGUUUACUGACAGACACCAGUGUUUCCCACAGACUGCAAAUUAAUUCUCUGCCAGCAGGAUGCGCUGUUGGAGUGGAGAUGUAGCGGUUUCUCCGGUAACGGCUGUAAUCAAAUAAGCACUGCUCACAAACGCUACUUUAUCAGGCAUUACAGGAAAGACGAAAUGAAAAUGACAUCAAAGCUUUUCUGAGGACAGUCAGUUCUUUUCAAAGUUAUAUUCAUAUAAAAACGCCUGUGCUGCAUUUUAAUUCUGAAACGUGAAGCGCUCAUUUUAUUCAACGAAGUAUAAGAUUUAAGAAAAAUCUAUUUGUGGCGGUUUUGAUAUAGUGAUGAGCCGUCACAAAUAAUUAAAUGUAUAGGAAACACUGGUCACUGCUAAAAAGUCAAAUGGCCAUAGUGAUAACAAAAAUAAAAGAUUUCACACAUAUUACACAGCCAGCUCUGCUCCUAACUGCUUAAGAGUGCGCUGGCCACGAGCGAUGACAUCUUGGAGGAUAUUGUCGGACCUACACACACAUUUCAUGAGGAAAGUUAACUUGCACGUUAUAAUCAUCACAAAGGUUUCGUAUAAAUUGAACGUGUUUCUACUUUCACAUGCAAAUGACUUGUUGCACUUAUGAAUAUGAUAACUUUCCGGCAUCAAUUUAAGUAGGGUAAAACGUAAUUCCGAAAUGGGAUAUUUUGCCCUGCCAUUAGCUGAAGUUGUGUGUAAACAAGCCGCUGCUGCAGAGUGUGAGCUGCUCCGUCUCUCACUCAGCGUCAGAGGGAGUUCCACAACAAAGCUUAGCUGCCCGCCAGUGCACCUGCCUAUAAAUCGGCCUAAUUUGCAGCACAAUCGACCAAUGCAGAUUAAUUAAAAAAAUGCCAAAAAUUGGACAAUCAAUCGACCUCUAGUUAAGGCUUUUUCUGGUAAUUGCAUCUGGCCAUUGUUAGGCUACCUUUUUACCAACAGCGCUCUGUUUGAGCGUGAUCUUUUACACAUGCUUAUCAACAUACUGACAGCUGCACCUGAGCCACAAAUCACCAUAAUUGACUCUUCAGUUGUGGUCCAAAAACCCAGCAUCAUGUGUCGAUGAUAAUGCAUCCGUCUCGAAGGACAUUUAAAUAUUUAAUAAUUUAUUCUUUAGCCUCUCUUUGGGCGACGCUAGGGUUACACAGCCCUGCAUUUUUAUGAGGCUGCUACGUACCAGGCCAGAGAAGUUCAGCCUCAACUAGAAGCUGGGAAUAGUGACAACUCGUCUACGUGGACCCAAACGAGGUCAGUAAUGAAGAACCGCUAUACGUUAUAAACCAGGAGUAAGAAGUGUGUUAGUUUCAUCUUUAUGUUUUUUGGGGAUAAUGCUUAUACUGCAGUGCACUUGCAAAUAUUUUAACUUAUGUAAUUAAAUUAUAGUAGGAAAUACAUCUCCACAUUGUCCGUUUAAGACAUACUCUACACACAAGUAAGCAAACGCAAAAACUUCUAGCUGUGUGAGAUUGAUUUUAACACCCGUGUUUGCAUACUUGUGUAGAGUGUGCUUUUGGCCUAACGUCUCUUUACUGGAGCUUCACUUAACAAAGGCACUGUGAUGUAGAGGUACUGGGUGGUGACCGAGCUAAUGGUGGCCACCCACACAAAGACUCGUGCCAGUGGAAUGUAAAAGCAUAGUCUGUUGACUGUGUCUUUGUACUUAAAACGCAACACUCCCACCUUUUAAGCCAGUGCUUAUCAACUGGUUUGCUUUUGCAACACAGGACUGACUUUGAAAUAAAUUUAUACCAAAUUACCAUAGAGUAUGACUGGACGCAGAAAAUCAGACCUGGAACCAACUAGUUGAGAACCACUGGUUUAGUGCUGUAUUUCCCAACUCUGUUCCUGGAGGCACCCCAACACUACACAUUUUUCAACGCUUCCUAAUCAAACACACCUGACUCAACUCUUCAGUAGAGACUUGAAAUGAAAUGGAUGGGUCAGAUAAGAGACGCAUCCAAAAUGUGUACUGCUGAAGUACCUCCAUAAAAAAGGGUGGGGAAACACUGAUUUAGGGUACCAAAUAGAAACUGAAUACCUCUGAAAGAACAGCCUCUUAAAGAACAUCAUUUCUAAUAUCCGUUUCUUUGCUGUUCAAAGCCACAAGGUUUGUUCGGUAGAGGAAUAUAUUUUUGGAUGCUAAAUUUGCUACUCUCUCCCAAACUUUCUGGCAAUAAGAAUUCCCUUCCUUUUUUUCUAAAUGAAAAGUCAUCCUUCAUUUGGUAACAUCUCGUUAUUGUAUUUCUUCAGAUGUACUGUAUUGUAGAGAAUAGUAUCUGGAGCAAUAUAGCAAUGGUAUACAUCAUAAUGGAAUUACUAGUCAAAUGAAGGUAUGUAGAUCAAAGCAUCAUGAGCGCCAUGAAACAAUUCACACAUAAACCAACUCCUUUUUUCUAGGAGUGCUAGAUGAUACUUAAAUAAAUACUGUUAGUGUUUGUUGUGAACAUACAGUCUGGAUCUACGAAUCCCAAAAGACAACAUUCUCAUUUUCUCAUGUUUCAAAAUUAGAAAAACCUCGGAUAAUAAAUUAAAACUGUUGUUAGUGGAAGCAUCUCUGUCCUUAAAGACUGUCAAGCCAUUAGACAUGUAGAAAGUGCUCUUUGAUUGUAUAUAAUGUACUUUAUGUUGAACAUAACACAAUUUUGAGUUAAAAUUUAAAGAUGAAGUUUGAACACGUGACUCGUUCUGCAUUCUUGUUUGGGUUAGAAAACCUCUCGAUAGAUAACACUCCUGACAAUUCAAGGUUUUUUUUUUUUUUGUCUGAUGUAUUGUAAGAGAAAUGAGAAGUAAAGCAUGGAGUGAUUUGCCACAAUUUACUGUAUACAAAGAAUCUGCUGUUCAACUGGACAACUUUUUCAUGAAGACUGUGAAGAGAGAGAUUUUCAUGCUUUUUGUGCUGAAUGAUUAGAUGACAAUAGAUGUUUUCCCGUUAAAUUCAUCCUUUCAUACUCUAUUUAUUUAACUGCUACAUAUUCAGUGACUUUUAUGGGCUUUGAAUAAGAUGCUUCUGACAAUCAGAGGUUGGCUUCUGAAGCUGUGUAAUAAGACAUGUGAAAACAUUGACCAUUAAAGCUGGAAAAACAACAUCCUUCUGUCUCACGUGC
This is a messenger RNA of Cyprinus carpio (common carp), 5584 nucleotides long. RefSeq names its product galactose-3-O-sulfotransferase 3-like. The transcript has 3 exons. Gene Ontology annotation, biological process: glycolipid biosynthetic process. The record is from RefSeq and is a predicted model, not a curated record. The coding region runs from base 323 to 1672 and encodes 449 amino acids. Gene Ontology annotation, cellular component: membrane. Lineage: Eukaryota; Metazoa; Chordata; Actinopteri; Cypriniformes; Cyprinidae. Gene Ontology annotation, molecular function: galactosylceramide sulfotransferase activity.